ACAACAUUCUCGUCAAUGAAUGAAUAUAGUCCGUUUUUCGUUCCGUGACUAUGAAACCUUCUAAAUUAAUUAUAUAAAAAAAGGUGACCGAUGCUCUCGGUUCGGGCAAAAGUCGUCGUCGUUUUCAGUUCGCUUUCGAUUCUUGACGCGCUUAUUUCUCGAUCAUGUAGUCCGAGCGAUAUGUUUCCGGGACACAGCAACUUCCGUUUCAUGGGUCAAUAAAUUAAACAAUGACCAGCAAUAACCCAGCGAAUCGUACAAAAACCGAUCAAAAUAAUCCCCUCUAACAUCCGACCUUCAAAAAAUAAACAAUAAAGAAUUCACAUUUCACUGAUAAUCAUAUAUGAGGUUGUGAGAUAUUGAUGCUGUGGAUCAAAAUUAAAUGUAACAUACUAAAAUUUAAGUGUAUUUAUAGAGUCUAAGCAAAGUGUGGCGGUAUGAUAAAUUUAUAUCGGGACAAUUUUUCUUUUCUUGAUUGUUGUUAGCUCAAUAAUUGAGGGCGUGUCUAAUAGACAAUGCAACGUUGACCCACAUUUCUUUAUUGUUUAAGGAUGUCUUGCAUUGUUGUGCGGAUCGGGAACAUUACAAUGAGGAAGGAAAUAUCUACGUCGAGUGACGUCAUGACAUCAUGGCGCUGCUAAUGCGACGUCUCCUUGUAGACGCUCAGGUAAUUCUAGGCAAAGCUUCGCAGAAUGGUAGAAGAACAUUCAACCGACUUAACCUCUCGGAUAGAAUCCGAUUACCCCAACUCUAGUCCCGCCGCUGUCCCCAGCCCCGCUUGCAAUGCCCACGAAGUAAAAGUUACAGAAACCCUCCCAGCUACUACGGUGGGUCAAAUCGAUGUAACACCCCUCAAACCCACGCUUGGUGAUGGCAAAAUCAUCGAUUGUGAUGUAGAUAUUAAGAAUUCUGAUGAUAAUAAGAAAAACAAUAAGUCAAAUAGACCAAAAUGUAUUGAAAGUAAGAGAAGUAAGUCAUUGUCCGUAGAAAUAAAUGAAGAUGUUUGUAAGGAAGAUGUCAAAAAAACAAAAUCUCAUCCCAUAAAAACUGAAGAUUCGGUUGCUGAUAACGAGAAAGCCGUAGAAGAUAGUAAAGAAGUAGAGAUGACGGUCGAGGAGAGUAUAACGCCUGGUUUGAAAGGAAGUAGAUCGUCGCUGGAAACCAGGUCAGGUUCUCCAAAGCCUGGAUGUAGCAGUCAACCUGAUGUAGGAGAUUCGUCUUCGCCACGUUCACCGAGGAGCUCAGACGGGAAUCGCGACGACCUUUCAGCAUUGCUACCUUCGCCGUCAAAUUAUCCCAAAUCAUCGGCGACUAUUCGAAGACUCCGCCAGGAAAACGAGCGCCUUCAGGCGGAAGUGACGAGAUUGAAACGACUCGUUGUUUCUGGAGCCACUUCCGUUCUAGCAGAGAGAAAGAAUUUGACAGAAAACGCCGAUCCUAAUUCAGCAACUCACGCUUUGGAAUUGGAACUACAAUUAGCCAGAGAAGCUUUAUCAACUCUAAAAGCAGAUAAACGGCGACUGAAAGCCGAAAAGUUCGAUUUAUUGAAUCAAAUGAAACAGUUGUACUUGACGCUGGAAGACAAAGAAAAGGAACUCCGAGAUUUUAUCAGAAGUUACGGCCAGCGGUCGAGAGAUAACGAAACUUCAAUGCAACAACUUUCGACCGAAAGGGAAGAAAGAGAAAGAGAAAGGUGGAGUCUGCUUCGACAUGCGAGAGAUGAAGCUGAAAGAAGUUUGUCAUUAGCGGCACAACUUAACGCUAAAGAAUUACAACUUCAACAAGCACAAGAGCAAUUACAAGAAGCACGUCGACAAUUAGCUUCGAGCGGUUGUUUAUCAGAUCAAGAAUCAUUAGCUUCUUUGCCGCGGCAUAAUAUAAAUGGAGGUGCUCUAACCCCAGGUUCUGGUGGCUUACUUUCGGGACAUCACGGCUUAGGUCAACUACCCGGUGAUCGAGGAAGCUGUAGUGCCGAUUCCGGCGUAAGAGUAAGCUCGGAUAGAGAGAGUGGAGCUACCUCUGUAGCUGGAAACUUAUCAGAUUCUACUACUGAUGGUACGCCGACAAUUACAGUAGGAGAAGGACUCAAGGAUAUGGAUUCAGUGUCACUUAUCUCUUCAGUACCUCCACCACAUAUGUACCAAUCUUCAACAAAAGACUGCAGUCCCACUUUAUCCCCUUUAAACGCAAAUAAUUUCUCUAGCAGGUCUGUGGAACAAUUGAGUUCCCCGAUGGAACCAGAACCAAUUACUGUAGGUAGAAGAAAUAAACAAACCGUGAGGCCAUCUAGUGGUCGAGGUGGAACUUGGGGUAGCAUAUCUAGAGUAUUCGCUCGAUCAAGACAUAGAAACAAAUCAAAUUGUUUACAAGAAACAAGUGAAUCCUAUGAUCCGUAUCGUAGUUGGUCUCCAUUAACCGAGGAAGGUUAUGCCGAGAAAUUAAGACUGCUUAGGGAGGCGAAUAGUAUUCCGAUGGAAAGAUGGAGAGCAUCCACGGUAUUAGCAUGGUUGGAAAUUGCGUUGGGUAUGUCGCAAUAUGGUGCCAGAUGUGCCGAAAAUAUCAAAAGCGGAAAGAUUGGUCCUUUGCAUGGUCAGGUCCUCUUAGAGCUGAGUGAUUUGGAGUUGGAGUGCGGUUUGGGAAUCAACCACCCUAUGCACAGGAAGAAAGUCCGUUUAGCUAUAGAGGAACACAGAAAUCCUUCGAUCGUUAGAUAUCCUUCUAUCGCUCAACUUGGACACACUUGGGUAUGCAGCGAAUGGUUACCAGACUUAGGAUUAUCCCAGUAUUGCGAAAACUUCGCUGUGAACAUGGUAGAUGCAAGAAUGUUGGAACACUUGAGCAAAAAGGAAUUGGAAAAGUAUUUAGGAGUAACGAGGAAGUUUCACCAAGCGUCUAUUGUACACGGGAUCCAUUUACUCAGAAUAAUGAAAUACGAUCGGCAGGCAUUAGCAGUGAGAAGACACCAGUGUGAGUCUAUGGAUGCAGAUCCACUAGUUUGGACUAACCAAAGAUUCAUAAGAUGGGCUCGCAGCAUCGACUUAGCCGAAUAUGCUGAAAACUUGAAAGAUAGUGGCGUUCACGGUGGUUUGGUCGUACUGGAGCCGUCUUUCAACGGUGAUACGAUGGCGACAGCUCUGGGAAUCCCGGCGAGUAAGAAUAUAAUAAGACGUCAUUUGACAGCUGAAUUGGACGCACUCAUUUUGCCUGCCAGAUCAACACUAGAGCACUAUGUACGAGUUAGGGCUAAAUCGAGAGUACUAGGAGGAUCGUUAGGGCGUACCUUUUCUCGAUCGUGUGGUGGAUUAGUUGGAACUUCUACCGCCAAUAGGGAUUCUUUAACUAUUAGAGAACAGCAAAAGCCCAACAGUAUUAGGAUUUACAAUGGACGUCGACCCGAUUUUUAGAUAGUUUGUACCUCAAAGAAACAAACACCAAAGUUUAGUAAGAAAUAUUCGUUUUUCUAGAAUAAGCCUCUAAUUUUUUUUUCAUGUUCUGUGAUAUUGUUUUUGUGACAUUUUUCUUGAUAUUGAUUGUUUUUAAUUAUUAUUCAUAUUAUUUUUUAUUCCAAAUAUUAUUCUAAUAUAUAUCUAGUAAUAAGUUUUUUGUUAGUUCAGUUUAUGUAAGUGGAAAUGCGCGACAAUUUUUUUAAUUCGGUGUAGAAAAUCGCGACAAAUCAUUAAUUAUAAUGUUGAUAUUGCUUUUUAAUUCCCAUACCUUUGUUAUCAACUAAGUUUCAGUUUGUAAUUAUUGUGCUGUAUUUGGUAAUAUUCAAUAAAUAUUGAUCAACCAGAAUCAA
Diorhabda carinulata is the source of this 3796-nucleotide messenger RNA. RefSeq names its product kazrin. The transcript is spliced from 16 exons. Gene Ontology annotation, molecular function: protein binding. NCBI's taxonomy places the organism in Eukaryota, Metazoa, Arthropoda, Insecta, Coleoptera, Chrysomelidae. The coding region runs from base 693 to 3404 and encodes 903 amino acids. The record is from RefSeq and is a predicted model, not a curated record.